This is a messenger RNA of Gambusia affinis (western mosquitofish), 1127 nucleotides long. RefSeq names its product coiled-coil domain containing 124 (gene ccdc124). Gene Ontology annotation, cellular component: nucleus. The coding region runs from base 124 to 786 and encodes 220 amino acids. Gene Ontology annotation, molecular function: transcription coactivator activity. The transcript has 5 exons. The record is from RefSeq and is a predicted model, not a curated record. Gene Ontology annotation, biological process: transcription by RNA polymerase II. NCBI's taxonomy places the organism in Eukaryota, Metazoa, Chordata, Actinopteri, Cyprinodontiformes, Poeciliidae.
CAGUGACGCAAUCAUUAUGCGCGCUGCGCUAGGAGGCGGUGGCGGAUGCCUCUUCGAAACAGAAAACUGUCUUUUACCUAGGACUUGGUUUUUCUCUCAUCCUGCUAAAAAACAGCUGUCAGGAUGCCAAAGAAGUUCCAGGGCGAGAACUCCAAGGCGGCCACUGCCAAAGCCCGCAAGGCUGAGGCCAAGGCAGUAGCAGACGCCCGUAAGAAGAAGGAAGAAGAAGACGCUCUCUGGGAAGAAACAGACAAACAUGUACUUAAAAAAGAGCAGAGGAAGGACGACAAAGAGAAGAGGAGGUUGGAGCUUCUUGAGAGGAAAAAGGAAAACCAGCGGCUCCUGGAUGAGGAGAACGCCAGGAUAAAAGGAAAAGCACAGAAGGAGGCAGCAGCUGCUGGAAAAGUGACUCGUGCUCAAAUUCAGGAGAUACUUCAAAAUGACCAGCAGCAAGAACUGGAGAUUAAGCCGAAAGAGAAAAGCCACCUGGAGACUCCUCUGGAGGAGAAUAUUAACAGAGUCAUAGCUGAAGAAGGAAGUAUGGAAGCCCGAACAAUCGAGGAGGCCAUCUCUGUGCUCAGCACGGGGCCGGAAGACCUGGACCGCCAUCCGGAGCGGCGGAUGAAAGCAGCUUUUACUGCCUUUGAGGAAGCAAACAUGCCCCGACUAAAAAUAGAGAACCCCAACAUGAGGUUGUCGCAGCUAAAGCAACAGCUGAAAAAAGAGUGGGGCAAAUCUCCUGAGAACCCUCUGAACCAGCGUUUUGCCUCCUACAACUCGAAGUGAAUUUAUCUUUUUCACAAUGUCGCAUGGAAAGAGACUUUGAUUUGAAAAACUAAAAAAUUCACUGAAAAAAACAAAGUGUCAGGGAUGAUGCUUCAUCAGCAAUCACCCAGCAACACCUUAUCCUGUGCCAGAGGACUUGACUCUUUUGUUUAAUUUAGUAGUAAGAGGAACUGCUUUUCAUCUCCCAAAAUAACAACUGUUUAUCAUGUUUCUGAACAUGGGCUUUAAUGAGGCAACUCAGCAUCUCAUUAAUUAAAUUACUUAUUCUUUAGCCCUUCUGGGAAGGUGGGAAGCCAGAUGUUUUGGGAAUAACUUAUUAAAGUUCACGGCUGAAUCAUCAA